ACAGGCUAUAAACCACUCCAUUAUGGUGGUCUGGCAGUAUACACGCCCUCAAUCCUCGUGCGUGUAUACCAGCCAGAUCAUAGCUCAAUGUGGUGUUUUUACUUACGUGCGUUAUCCUUGGAUGUCUGUGCAGAGGUUUUGAGGUUUGUGCAAAAUUCUGCCGAUGGUCCCAAUCUGUAUAUACUGCAACAAAGAAUUGACUUUUGCCUACGUACAUAAUGCCUUACCUCAUAAGAAAUACUAGGUUUGCACACCCCCAUUGGAAGCUGUUGUGCAAAUUUUUUUGCUUGCCUGUGUGCUUACAUAUGUCAUGUGUCAUCUUUGUUAUGUGGAUUAUUUUAGGCCCAGAUGAAAAGAUCGAAUUCCUAAAAAAUAUAAAGGACAAGGUCAAGAAUGAACCAGAUGCAACCAUCCUUUGUAUGACCUCACUUGGAGCUAUUUUGCUUCAGCAAAAUUUACUAGACGAAGUCAAGGUUCUUGUCGAGGAGACCAGUCAGCUAUUGGAGUCAUUAAAUGGAGUGUCUGUUGUCCAUGCCAAGUUUUAUGAACUCUCCAGCAGUUACAACAAGGCCACAUCCAACUUUGAAGCUUAUUACAGGGAUGCUCUGAGAUACCUUGGUUGUGUGGAAAUCACUUCAAUUGCAGUAGCUGAACAAUCAGAAAGAGCAUUUCAUCUCAGUUUGGCAGCAUUGCUUGCAGAAAGUGUUUAUAAUUUUGGAGAGAUUCUGUCCCAUCCUGUGAUGGACUCUCUUCGAGGAACUGAAAGAACUUGGAUGGCUAAACUUCUUAAGGCUUUCAAUGCAGGGGAUUUGUGCCAGUUUGAAGACCUUCGCCCUUUUUGGGAACAACAGCCUGACCUCUUCAAGAACCAAACUAUGCUUCUGCGAAAGAUUCGCCUCCUCUCAUUGAUGGAGCUAAUAUUUAGAAGGCAUGCUCAUGACCGGACUAUUUCCUUUUCUGAUAUUGCCAAAGGAGCGAGUAUCGACAAAAUUGAGGUACAUAUUACUAACAUUUUGAUAAUAAAUUUGCUUAUUUACAGUUAGUGUUGUUAAGGUUUUCAGAAGUGGAGGUAGGCUAGCGAGGAUGAAAAGACUUAACUUAACAACUUGAGUUUUGCUUGAGUUGAACUUUGGAACACAAGUGAUACUUCUUCUUCUUCUGAUUCUUAUCGUCUUCCGAUUCUCAGUCUUUUUGGAUGGGUUUUCUAAAGCAAACUAAUAUUGACCACGUUAACACCCCGAGCACAUCACACAGGAAAAUGACAAUGAAUGUUGUAACAGUUGAAAAGUGUCAAUCUGUGGUGCAACUACGUCUCACAGUCUGAAUAAUAAGGGCUCUGGGUGUGCUUACAAUCUGUUUGUAAAUCAUGCUUCACAUAUUACAUCCGUAUCUUGUCUCCCUCUUUUUCGUUGGCCACCUCAACCAGAUUUCAAUGCCCCUAAGUUAGCUAUUCCAUGGAUACUCAAAACGCCAUCUACUACAUAAUGUAGCUAAUCCUCUCAGCAAGAAAUCAUGAGUGUAGUCCAGUUCAGCAGGAACGUAUGAAGGCAAUGAAGGAAGCAUGUAACUGCGGAAUAGUGAAAUCCAAACACGGAAAAUAGUACCUAACCUCACACAGAAGAUAGCCUGAGCCAGCACAUAACAGCUGUUGCAAGUCUCCUCCAUGUGUCAAUACAGUUCCAGAUG
Molecule: messenger RNA, 1686 nt
Organism: Geodia barretti
Lineage: Eukaryota; Metazoa; Porifera; Demospongiae; Tetractinellida; Geodiidae
Source: the annotation of a GenBank genome assembly